Lachancea thermotolerans CBS 6340 is the source of this 1893-nucleotide messenger RNA. RefSeq names its product origin recognition complex subunit 3 (gene ORC3). Gene Ontology annotation, molecular function: DNA replication origin binding. Gene Ontology annotation, biological process: DNA replication; DNA replication initiation. Lineage: Eukaryota; Fungi; Ascomycota; Saccharomycetes; Saccharomycetales; Saccharomycetaceae. The transcript has a single exon. The record is from RefSeq and is a predicted model, not a curated record. Gene Ontology annotation, cellular component: nuclear pre-replicative complex; nuclear origin of replication recognition complex; DNA replication preinitiation complex. Bases 1 to 1893 code for a protein of 630 amino acids.
AUGAGCCUCAACGAGUUUGCGGAAGCUCAAAAGACACACUACACAGUAUGCCCUAAAGUCAAAAGAAGGAGAAUAUCAUGUGAGAAAGGGAUUGAUCCUUUCGUGAAAUUGCUGGCAGGCAAAGAAUCCAUGCAGAUGGUUAACAAGCGAUGGGUUCUUUAUCAUCAGCUUCAUUCCCAGUUCCAUGCGCAGGUUGAAGAAAUUGUUCACAGAGUCAGUAUAGACAUGUACCGAGAGAUUUCAAGCGUGCUUUCCAAGGACACAAGCAAACGAACGUCACCCUCAUUCAACUGCCUCUUUCUACUUGGCUCGGAUAGUACAACAACAAUAGAACUGCAUGAGCAAAAUUCUAAAACGAUGCAGGCCAUCAUAGACCUAACUCCAAAAGAGUCCCCUAACGUUAGGAUGAUGUUGAGAAGGUCAAUGUUUAAGCUCCUGAGCGCAACGGAAGCCCCCCUGCGAGUUAAAACUGAUGAGAAAGAAAGCUUUGCCCCUGAAGGAGAUAUGGGUGAGCUGCCACGAACAUCCCCACUCGGAAUCUCAUAUGAUCUCUCCCUCGUUCAAAAUUUUCGGAAGCUUUUUGGCAAGAGGCUGAAACUUAUAUUUAACUUCAAAGAUGUUGAUUCAUUCAAUUCCCAAGUUCUUGAUGAUUUCAUAAUCCUACUAAAGUCUGCUUUGAAUUACAAAGAUGUUGAAAUAUGCCUUGUUCUGAACAUAAACACAAAUCUAUCGAACAUUCAAAAAAAUUUGCGGCAAUCAACCAUUCGUCUCUUGAAAAAAGACUUCACAGUCAUUGACCUCUCUCAUAACAAGGGCCACAAAUAUGCAAACCAGACCUUUCAGAGCUUUCUGAACACUGUUGAUGGGAAGCUAAACUUAUCCGCGGAGUUCAUCAAGUUUAUUCUCGAUAAAAUGUCCAACAAUGCUACACAUAAUCUCCAGCUGCUAAUAAAAAUCCUGGACUAUUCUCUUAUGUCUUAUUUCUUCCAAAAUCCGUUUUCUGUUUUCAUUGAUCCAACGAAUGUUGUGAACUUUGACGAAAACUACUUACCUCCGCUCCUGAAAUGUCCUACAUUCAUGACUUUUGUUGAAGGUAUGGUACACGCGCAUGCACCCUCUGAGGAGAUAAUGGCAUUACUAGAUAACAAAAACUCAACUCUGGAGGAGUUUUUUACCGAGUUUCUUGUACGAGAAAAUCCCAUCAAUGACCAUUUGAAGUUGGUUGUCGAUGUUCUCGAGAACCAACUAGGAGUCUUCAACUACAACCUGAUAGAUCUUUACUAUCAUAUGCUUACUGGGAAGUUACAUGAAUUUUUACAGAGAUGGCCUGAAUGUCAACAGUUCGAGGAUAUUUUGAAGUUCGAGCCUGUGGACAUAAUAUUUCAGGAACUUUUCACACUGGACAACAGCAAAGAACUUUUUUCUCAAUCCCUAUUUCCAUUUCUUAGAACAAACCUGGAAAACAACCUAAUCAAUUCCGAUAGAAUGCUGCCGCCAGCGAAAAGGCUCCCGGGGAUAAAAGAUCCUUUUGAGGCCGAGUUCAAUAGUAGCGUAGAUCUACCACUUUGCCAAUUAUUCAGUCUCUACAGAGAAGCUAGUUCGAUCAUAAACCUCUAUGAUUUUUUCUUGGCUUUCAAGGAAACCCUACCCAGAUCCGAAAUAGCGAACUUUGUAAAUUACAGCGUGGAAAACAAGGAAUCCGACCUGCGUCAUGAGGAUAGGGAGAAGUUAUCGAUCUUGCUAAAAGAAAAAGGCCUCGACAAUUUGUUGGACAAGAUGAUGUUGGUCUGGUUCGUGCAGUCGAUAUCCGAAUUUCAGCACAUGGGUCUAUUAAAAACCCAAAGCAACAAAUCUUACGAAGUCGUUGAAAAAUGUAUAUGGAGGGGGCUUUAA